This is a messenger RNA of Darwinula stevensoni, 1767 nucleotides long. Lineage: Eukaryota; Metazoa; Arthropoda; Ostracoda; Podocopida; Darwinulidae. The record is from the annotation of a GenBank genome assembly.
AUGCAUCGAUCGCGGCUCCAGGUGCUACCUUCGCCGGGGGAGGCGUGCGUCCCCACUGCGCACAUUGUCCUCAGAGACGCGAGAGUGCCAACAUCUUCAGUGACUGCAGGAUCUCGACUGGAUAUGUCAGAAGACAGCAAGACGAAAUGGGAGCCCUCAAUCCCAGACAAGUUGGGCUGCUACCCGACGAAGGACCUGAGACCCGGCCAGUACCGGGGAUGGGCCAUCAUAUUUUACGACGAAGAAUUCGACACCAAGCACAUGCACGUGCCUCGCAGGAACGUGCACUUGGACGUGGAUAAUCUGAAACGCGUCUUCAAAGAAAGAGGAUUCUCGGUCAAGGAAUACAAGAACCUUGCCUAUCAUGGGAUCCAACAAGAACUGGAUGAAAUUACAGCUUCGGCGGAGCUGAAGGAGCACGAUUGCCUGGUCGUCUGCGUCCUGUCCAUGAGGAAAGAAGGCGGAAUCUAUAAAAAGGAUGACAAUUUCGACGAGAGGAAACUCUGGAGUCGAUUCUACGAAUGCGAAGCCCUACACGGGAAACCCAAACUGUUCCUCAUUCAGACAUCCAGUGGAUUGCGCCACGACGUCGGACCGAAGGGAGACCGGCAGCACGGAGAGCGGAGGCACGAGGAAGCCGGCCUCGACGAGGACGACGACGACCACGACCACGGCGAGUAUUACCUGCCAAUCUACCCCGACAUUCUCAUCUCUCAAGCCCGCUUCGAAGGGUGUGCCGCAAAUCAAAACCCGGACAUGGGCUCCUGCUUCAUUCACACCUUGUGCAAGGUGAUGGAACGGCACUCCGAGACCAUGGACGUGGUGAAGAUGCUGAACAUGGUCGCUCAGAUCAUGGCCGUCCAGUUCAAGACCAAGCAGCAGCAUGGAACUUACAAUGAAAAGAAGGAAAUGCCGACCGUCCGAAGCACGCUGACCAGAGAAAUNUGGGAGCCCUCAAUCCCAGACAAGUUGGGCUGCUACCCGACGAAGGACCUGAGACCCGGCCAGUACCGGGGAUGGGCCAUCAUAUUUUACGACGAAGAAUUCGACACCAAGCACAUGCACGUGCCUCGCAGGAACGUGCACUUGGACGUGGAUAAUCUGAAACGCGUCUUCAAAGAAAGAGGAUUCUCGGUCAAGGAAUACAAGAACCUUGCCUAUCAUGGGAUCCAACAAGAACUGGAUGAAAUUACAGCUUCGGCGGAGCUGAAGGAGCACGAUUGCCUGGUCGUCUGCGUCCUGUCCAUGAGGAAAGAAGGCGGAAUCUAUAAAAAGGAUGACAAUUUCGACGAGAGGAAACUCUGGAGUCGAUUCUACGAAUGCGAAGCCCUACACGGGAAACCCAAACUGUUCCUCAUUCAGACAUCCAGUGGAUUGCGCCACGACGUCGGACCGAAGGGAGACCGGCAGCACGGAGAGCGGAGGCACGAGGAAGCCGGCCUCGACGAGGACGACGACGACCACGACCACGGCGAGUAUUACCUGCCAAUCUACCCCGACAUUCUCAUCUCUCAAGCCCGCUUCGAAGGGUGUGCCGCAAAUCAAAACCCGGACAUGGGCUCCUGCUUCAUUCACACCUUGUGCAAGGUGAUGGAACGGCACUCCGAGACCAUGGACGUGGUGAAGAUGCUGAACAUGGUCGCUCAGAUCAUGGCCGUCCAGUUCAAGACCAAGCAGCAGCAUGGAACUUACAAUGAAAAGAAGGAAAUGCCGACCGUCCGAAGCACGCUGACCAGAGAAAUGUAUCUCAAAACCCAAGCGCAUUGA